This is a messenger RNA of Doryrhamphus excisus (bluestripe pipefish), 3817 nucleotides long. RefSeq names its product FH2 domain containing 2 (gene fhdc2). The record is from RefSeq and is a predicted model, not a curated record. NCBI's taxonomy places the organism in Eukaryota, Metazoa, Chordata, Actinopteri, Syngnathiformes, Syngnathidae.
AUGCUCAUCAACCUGACUCAAACCGUCAAGGCCUUUCAUGGAACGCUGCCUCCCCUCCCCGCCGCCCCUGCUCCUGUGCUAGUGAAAGCCAUGGAUUCAUGCACGGUGAUGAUGCCACCCAUGGUAGCUCCCCCGCCACCUCCGCCCCCUCCUCCGCCACCUCCACCUGCUUCCUCGUCAACUUUAACCCGAGUGUGCGGUGCCAAUCGGAGUCGCCUGAGGAAGCUCAACUGGGAGCGUAUCCCCAAAGAGAAGGUGGAGGGGAGGAAGAGCGUAUGGAGCGGCGCGGGCCCGGGUGAGGAUGAGUUUCCCAUCGAUCUUCACUCGUUGGAUGAACUGUUUGGCCAGAAGGACUGUAAGCCUCAGGAUAGGACAACCACUCUGAGACGGCGGUCUGCUCUGCUACGUUGCAGAACUCCUCAGGACAGUCCAGAAGAGAUAUCCCUGCUGGACUCCAAACGCAGCAUGAACAUUGGGAUAUUCCUUCGCCAGUUCAAAAUGCCGGCUAAGGAGAUAGUUGAGGAUAUCAGGCAUGGAGCCGGAGAUCGCUACGGAGCCGAAAAGCUCACGGAGCUCUGUAAACUGCUGCCUGACAAUGAGGAGGAAUCUCGCCUGAGGAGGUUCAGUGGGGAGCGGAGUUGGCUUGGGGAGCCUGAUCUUUUCAUGCUCCUGCUGGUGGAAGUCCCCAGUUUUCGCCUACGUUUGGACGCCAUGAUCCUACAGCAAGAGUUUGACCCUGCUCUGACCUCUCUGUGUGUGGCAGCCAGAUGUUUGAGGGAGGCGGCCAGAGAACUGCUGAGCUGUCCAGAACUACACUCCAUCCUCCGUUUGGUGCUUAAAGCAGGGAACUACAUGAACGCUGGUGGAUACGCGGGGAAUGCAGCUGGAUUCCGAAUAUCAUCGCUACUCAAACUGGCUGACACCAAAGCAAACAAACCCGGCAUGAAUCUGCUGCACUUUGUCGCAAUGGAAGCUGUGAAAAAGGAUCAGAGUUUACUGUCAUUUCCUAGCCAACUGGGCCAUGUUGGCCCCGCCUCAAGGUUGAGUGAGGAGUCCGUGUUGGAGGAUUUAUCCAAGUUAAAAAGCAGAGUGCUGGCGCUGAAAGUAAAUGUCCAGACGGAGGCAGAAAUUUUGCAGCUUACGCAACCUUUCCUGGAGAUGACAGAGGAACGUCUAAAGGAGGCCGAGGAUGAAGUUGAGGGAAUGAGGAUGUCAAGUAGAGCGCUUGUGGAUUUUUUCUGUGAGGAUGACAGCACAUUUAAACUGGAGGAGGCCUGCAGGGUCUUUGACUUAUUUUGCUACCGCUUCCAAAAAGCUGUCAAGGAGAAUGCAGAGCGUGAGCUGAAGGAGAAGAAACGUCUGGAACGUCAGAGAGUGAUUGGGGAAAAGCGCCGCUCUCUGGCUGUGUGCACAGAUCUGGACCUUAGGCUCAGCCUCACCAAAGAGCCUCACGGUCAGGAGAACCAAGAUGAGCUGGAGAAACUCCUGGAGAAGAACUUGAGCUACACCUGGAACCGUCGGAGUCUGAGAAGCUCCGAUCCGCGCAGGUACUCCCAUCACCUGUGCAGUGACAAGAGCUUCCCAGAGCUGGGCAGCAGCCCGACGUCCUUCACUUGUCACUCCAACAGCUCGUCGGAUCACGAGAGCUCCACCGUGCUUUGUAGCUCUCCGGAGAUGGACGGUACUUGUUCUCCCGUUGGUCAAGCAGGUGUAUUGGAUCAGGACAACAGGACUAGUAUGGAGGGUGUUCAUGACACUCAUAUUGCAUCAUAUUCACAACAUGGACGUGGUUUCACGGUUGGGAAACAUGGAUCUAAGAACAUUUCUAUUUCUACAAAUGAAAGUGGACUAACCAUUACCGAGAACACGGAGUAUUCGCCUGUCUUCUGUCGGAAUUCUGCUGCCAUAAAAACCGAUUCACAUUCCCACACCUCCAGUCAUGGACACGGUUUUGGAAAGAGUAAUCCUCUUCAGAACAAAUCUAAUAACACAAGCGAUGACCGGACUACAUCAGUCAGAUUUCAAAGAUCUGAAAAAGAAUGUGUUAACACUCCGGAUAAAAUGGAGUUACCUCCACUAAGUACAUCAAAUGCGACUGCGAUGUCCGGUCCCGAUGAUGCUACGAGAAAGCUCAAUGCAGAAGCGUUGACGACUCUUCCUGUCAAGGACACCUGGAUGCUGCCCAGUCUUCCGGAAUUCAGCCAGUCUCACCCGGAGGAGUGUUCGGAUGUGCCGAGUCCUGAGAGGGAACUUGCAAGGUCGUACUCUCGCGUGGGGGAAACUGUAGAGUGCCACACUCUUGUCAAAGGCCUCCGAUCCUACGACACCCUGUCACCCCCGACGUCUCCGCUCCCGCGUCCCACGCCGAGCCUCUGCUCCAAGUGGAGGAAAGAGCGAGAGGUUGAUGCUCCACCGCCAACUCCAUCAUUAAAAGACGAGAGUGGAGGUUUGAAGCUUCCUGUGCGGAGCGGGGUCAGGGUCAAAAGAGGACUUGGGUCACGUGCCGGACCUGCACAAGCCUGCACAAGCAUCCCAAGGGUGCGCACCAAAACGGAGGGUUCAAAUAUUACCGCCCCAGCCGUGACGCAGUUAGCAGCGCCAAGCCAUCCAACCGGCUCCCGUUUGUCCAUGCGUUCAUCGCCUGUCACUCAACCGACUUCACUCCACGCAAAUGUGAAAAGAAGCAGCAGCACACGUGAGAGGAAUCAGACAAUCAAUGACACACAAUCUUUAGCAAAGUCCCCCCUACACAAAAGGACCUUAGAGAGACCGACAGCAGACAAGGUCUCAAACAGGACCCGGUCCACGUUCAUCAGAGGGAGUCCUCUUCGUGUGUCCAAACGGGUUGCCCCCAACUCGGAGACUCAGACUCCAAUCCAGGCUGCGCCCGCCCACAGCCCCUCAUCCGCCACCGCUAAGACAAUACGCACAACGGAACAGACAAGACAAUCUUCCACCCGGAGCAAAAACCCCAAAACUGCAAACACAAGUGCCUCUGCUGCUACCUCUAAAAUCCCGUCACGAAUUCCCGGUUCCAAAAUGCCUCGACCGACUACAACACAGCCACUGUGGAAGUAAGAAUGAUGCCUUUAUAUACCUGGAAGUCUAUGCAGAUCUACCGCUUUCCUCACGAGGGUCACGGGGGUGCUGGAGCCUAUCCCAUCUGUCUUUGGGCGAGAGGCGGGGUACACCCUGGACUGGUCGCCAGCCAAUCCGCAGUACCCGGAGAAAACCCACACAUGCACCGGGAGAACAUGCAAACUCCACACAGAGAUCGCCGAGGGUGGAAUUGAACCCUGGUCUCCUAGCUGUGAGGUCUACGCGCUAACCACUCGACCACCGUGCCGCCCUCUAUGCAGAUCUGGAUAUUUUUUUAAAACUUGAUAAAUUCUAGAUCUACCACAUUGGCUUUGUAGCUAAACUACUUUUGCCAUGUUAUAUUAUUAUUAUUAUUUUCAUGCACCAGCAUACAAAUAGAUCUUCUUAAUUAAACCCUACCUCCUUUUUUAUGUUCAUUUGUAUCCUUUGCAGGCAAUAGGAUGCAAACUGUAGAGCAGGUAAAACACUCAAUUUGGUGUCUGAACAAACAGCCAAAUGUGCCCAGUCAGAAUACCACUAGUGCGCUUGUUACCGUAAUGAAAAAGUGUAUUCAGUGGCAUGUAGGUAGAAUAUUUUCCAAAACACUGUGAUGCCUAUGCUAUUGUUUUUGUCGGUCUUAAUUGGUACAAAAUUUGUAUCCUUCUGCGGUGAAGCCUCAUUGUUCCGAUGCACUUUUUUAACUGAAGAGGCCAUGAGAAUUUGACUGUUUUGUUGUUUU